Thermothielavioides terrestris NRRL 8126 is the source of this 981-nucleotide messenger RNA. RefSeq lists its product as uncharacterized. Gene Ontology annotation, biological process: phosphate-containing compound metabolic process. Bases 1 to 981 code for a protein of 326 amino acids. Lineage: Eukaryota; Fungi; Ascomycota; Sordariomycetes; Sordariales; Chaetomiaceae. The transcript has 3 exons. Gene Ontology annotation, molecular function: inorganic diphosphate phosphatase activity; magnesium ion binding. The record is from RefSeq and is a predicted model, not a curated record. Gene Ontology annotation, cellular component: cytoplasm; nucleus.
AUGUCCGCCGAGCAAGAAUCCCGCAAGGCCGAGUACACGGUGAGGAAGUCGGGCCGGCCGUAUACAACGGACUAUCGCAUCCACUUCGUGCGCGCCAAGGACAAGGUCCCUGUGUCGCCCUUCCACGACAUCCCGCUCUACCACGACAAGAAAAAGGGCGUGCUGAACAUGGUGGUCGAGGUUCCGCGGUGGUCCAACACCAAGUUAGAGAUCUCGCCCAACGAGCGCCUCAACCCCAUCCACCAGGACACCAUUACCACCCACCACCACAAGGACGCCACCCCGCGCUUCGUCAAGAACUGCUUCCCCUACAAGGGCUACCUCUGGAACUACGGCGCGCUACCGCAGACGUGGGAGGACCCGGGCCACACGUCCCCCGACACGGGCGCGCGGGGCGACAACGACCCGCUCGACGCGUGCGAGAUCGGCCGCGCCAUCGCCCGGCCCGGCGACGUCAAGCAGGUCAAGGUGCUCGGCGUGCUGGCCCUGCUGGACGAAGGCGCGACCGACUGGAAGGUGCUGGUCAUCGAUGUCGCGGAUCCGCUGGCCGGGAGGGUCAAUGACGUCGAGGAUGUCGAGAGGUGUUUCCCGGGCUUGUUGGACGCGACGAGGGACUGGUUUCGGAUCUACAAAGUGCCGGAUGGGCUGCCGGCGAAUGAGUUUGCGCUUGGCGGCCGGUGGAAGGGGAGGGCGUACGCGGAGAAGGUGAUUGCGGAGUGCGCGGGCGCGUGGAAGCGGUUGGUCGAGGGGGAGGCUGAAAGGGGGGAUGUUGCUAUAGACAACACGACGCUGAAGGGAACCCCGGGGAAGCUGGAUCCGAGCAAGGUGCACUUGCCCCGCGAAGAGGACCUGACGCCGGCGCCGAUCAAAGACGACCUGGAGGAGUGGUUCUACAUCGACAGAGAGGCUCUCGAGGAUGCGGCCAUGUCAUUGGACUCUACCAGUGAUCUACGGAUCGCGCUGGACUGCAAUGGAGCCUAG